Molecule: messenger RNA, 2521 nt
Organism: Tigriopus californicus
Lineage: Eukaryota; Metazoa; Arthropoda; Copepoda; Harpacticoida; Harpacticidae
Gene: mri
Product: BTB/POZ domain-containing protein KCTD20-like
Exons: 3
Coding region: 558-1970 (470 amino acids)
Biological process (GO): positive regulation of phosphorylation
Cellular component (GO): cytoplasm
Molecular function (GO): protein binding
Source: RefSeq, a predicted model, not a curated record
CCCGAGGGCCCCGCUCUGUGUGGCUGGAUUGAGGCCGUUCUCUGUGUGUCACUCUCUGACCUCGAAAUCUCGAACGCUCGAGGACUGAACGGGCUGCCUGAACGAACUACUAGCAGGCAAACCGACUCAUCCGUGCUCAGGGCCUGACCCCACGGACCCACGGGCUAGAAAGCCCAACCCAUCGAGGCCUGAUCCCACGCCAUUCAUUGGACGGACGAGACGCGCAUUCCCGCCCCGCAAUCUUACCCUGGCAACGCUUGGGGCUUUGGCGUGGCUGUCCUUCACUCGCUCGCGCUUAUCAGCCUGGCUCUGGAUCUUGGCAUCGGGGUGACUAGCCAGAAUCAGACUUCCAGAUCGGUGGGCCUGAUUUUCUGAUAUUUGAAGGCCUGGCCCACCCGUCCUAUUGAUUGGAACUGACGGCCUCCCUCCGUUGCUCCGUCCCGCCCUGACGCCACUCACGCUGAGCCUGGACCUCAACUCAAACUUUUGGCCAAGGCGCGUGCCUUAGAGUGCCCGUAGUGCCCGUGUCGAUCCGCCCCCGCCCCGCCCAUUGCGUCAUGGCCGCGGGGCCAGCCUCUUUGGCCUCCACCCAUGCCUCGGGCACUCUGUCCAACCCGUCGCUGGGCUCGAUGCGGCCCGCCGAAGGACCGGGCGAUUCUUCUUCCACCUCUUCGUCCUCUUCCAUGGGAGGCGGGGCCGUUCAUCGACGAACCUUCCGCUUGGAUCCCGAGGGCUCCACUUCCGAAGAGGAGGAUGUGGCGCCCGGAUCGGGCCUCAAGGGCAAAAACUAUCUCCGACCUCGACCGCCGCAUGCCUUUCCCCCUAUCGCCUCGCCCAAAUUAGCCCAUUCCGCCGUCCUCAAUGGGGUGGGCCCCGGGCGACGCGUCGGACUGUUGAACUCGACGGGACCGAAUGGGACCACACUGGCCUCGGAACAAACCAAAAUCACCUUGGUGGUCGACGACACGCGCUUUGUGGUCGAUCCGGAGAUUUUCACCUCUCAUCCUGAUACCAUGUUGGGUCGCAUGUUUACCUCUGGAUUUGAUUUCCAUCCGAAUGCCAGGGGCGAGUUUGAAGUGGCUGAAGGAGUAUCGGCUUCCGUCUUUAACGCCAUCCUCGAGUUUUAUCAGUAUGGCUUGAUCCAUUGUCCGCCCCACGUGUCUGUGAUCGAACUCCGCGAGGCUUGCGAUUACUUUAUGGUGCCUUUCACGGCCCAAACGGUGAAAUGCCAAAACCUACGUGGGCUCCUCCACGAGCUCUCGAACGACGGGGCCCAAGAACAAUUCGAAAACUAUCUCGAGGAGCUUAUAUUGCCGGAGAUGGUCAUUUGCGCUUCUCGGGGUGAUCGCGAAUGCCACAUUGUCAUAUUAGUAGAUGAGGACCAAAUCGAUUGGGAUGAGGAUUUCCCACCUCAAAUGGGCGAAGAAUACACGCAGACCAUCGUCUCAACUUUGCUUUACCGCUUCUUCCGUUAUGUCGAAAAUCGUGAUGUGGCCAAACUCGUGCUCCGCGAAAGAGGGCUCAAAAAGGUCAAACUGGGCAUCGAAGGUCACCCCACGCAUAAGGAGAAAGUCAAGAAGCGACCUGGUGGUAAGGCCGAGGUCAUCUACAACUACGUCCAAAGACCCUUCAUCCACAUGUCUUGGGAGAAGGAAGAGGCCAAAUCACGGCACGUGGACUUUCAGUGCGUCAAAUCGAAAUCCGUCACGAAUUUAGCCGAAGCCGCUGCUGAUCCUUCCAUUGAUAAUUUCGAUGCCCGUGGCAACCCCAUUGGCCCAGGCACUGAGAAUAACCCAGCCGUAGUCCCUGCGGGUGUGGCAGGUGGAGGUCAGCCCGUGGCAGCUGGUCUCUUGGAUGGAAACAUGGCGUUAGCUGACCCUGAAAUCGAGGCUGGAGGACUAGCUGUCGCUGCGGGUGGCUUGCCUUUGGCUCUAGGAGGUGCCUUGGGUGGAGCCGGGGCGGCCAUAUGACGAAGGCACUCGGUCGCCGUGGCUGUGAGCUCAUCUUCAAAUUCAACUUCCACAACCCCAAAUCUCCCUUCCAACCUGAGACGACGUCAGAUCGCGAGAUUCCCACACUCAAGACGGCCUUAGAAGGGCGUUUUCCAAGACAUUGCAACACAAUUGGGGCUCAUUUUUGUGUCAUUCAGGAAUUCACUCGUGGAAUUUGCUUUAAUGAGUCUUGCUCGUUCAUUCAUUCAUGUUCACUUCAUGGUAAAGGACUACGUAGCUCUCAUUGAUGAUGGGAGCUAGACAUUGUCAAUCGUGUACUGAAGUACAUUAUAUGAUGUAUAUUGCUCGAGUCGAAAGCUCUUUGUAUCUUUUGCUCAAAGUUAGCAACAGUGUGUGUUCUUCUUCACAGUGUUCGUUUUCUAUGGCCUAUCCCGUGGAAUCACUUCGAAGCCCCUAAAAUCUGAAUGAAGAUCUUGCGUUUUCGUUCAGUAUGAAUCAAUUUGUGAAAAAUUUAAUGGAAAUCCCUUGCUGCAGGUGAAUAUAGUUACAUAUAUACACAUACAUACAAA